AACACGUUACCAGUUUAUUACUCCAAUUUCACAAAGGCAGGGAAAAUGGAACACUUCGAUAGGGCGAUGGAGGGCAUUGGCUUUGGCAAGGUACAUGUGUUCGUUAUAGUGACUCUCGGCCUGAUUCAAAUGCUAACCGUUCCGGAAACCAUGGGGAUGGGGAUCGUCGGCCCCGCAUCGGUGUGUGAUUUUCGUCUGAGUCAAGUACAGCUGGCUGUGUUGAACUCAGCUGCCUUUAUGGGCAUCAUCUGCUCCAACUACUUCUGGGGCUACGUCACCGAUAAGAGAGGGCGUCGCUGGACCCUCCAGCGAACACUUGUCCUGAGCACCUUAUGCUCACUCACCUCCAUGUUUAUGGUUGACUUCCACGGCUUCUUCCUUAUGAGAUUUUUAACUGGAGUUUUCGUGGCUGGACCGGGCAUUGUGGCGCCCACCUAUCUGUCCGAGUUUUUCCCUAGACGUCUAGUGUCCACUGUCAUCACCCACAUGUACAUGUUCACCGGCUUUGCUAUUAUGUAUUGCCCAUUGAUGGCCACUCUCUUUCUCAAAACGAGCCUCGGGGAGAUGGAAGUUCCUAUUGCUGGAGAUCUUGUCCUGCGGUCCUGGCGCCUAUUGGGCUGCUCAUACGUCUUGCCGGGUCUUAUUUCCUUUGUCCUGCUGCUGUUUAUUCCAGAAAGCCCAAAGUUCUACUUUAUGAUGGGCCAGAUGCAAAAGGGACUGGGAGUGAUGCAGUGGAUUAGUAGGAGAAACACCGGUCGGGCCCUUACCCCGGAGCAAAUUGUUUGGUUGCACCAUUUCAGAGCCCAUUGCCAAGUAAAGCGCCAGAAGACUGAUGAACACCUACUGAGAUCGAUGCUAAACGACGCAAUGCCCUUGUUCCGGACCCCGUAUAUGGCUACCUUAAUCGGUGCCUGCUGUAUUAUGUUUCUGCUGGGCAUGGUAGCCAAUGGCUUUGGGAUUUGGUUCACGGCCAUGCGGAAUCGCUAUAUUAUGCGAAAAGGUAAUAAGGACCACAUGUCCUUCUGCCAGGUAAUUUUUGUACCCGAUAUAGGUUUAGUGUUGGAGCCCGAAAAUGACGUUUAUGCGAUUUGCAACGAUGACUUCAAGAGCUUUUACGAAGCAGUCUACAUGGGUGCCAUCAAUGUCCUGCUGUACAACGUUUGCUGGCUCUUGCUGUUUAAGGUGCCCCAGAGCAUGAUUUUAACCAUCUUCCUCUUGGGCGCUUCAACCUGCGGCUUCAUCUUGAUUGUUUCGAUGAAUUUUUGGGUGCAACUCAUCUCGUAUAUCCUGCUUCUGAGCUUACCCAUGGUAGUAAUGGGCCUACUAGGUAGCGCUCUCUUAAGAACUAUACCCACCUACCUACGUGCCAAGGCGAUGUGCAUCUGCUUGAUGUGGUCUCGUGUUGGAGCAAUUGUGGGGGCAAUUGCCACUGGCAACUUCAUCCAUGUACAGUGUGAGCCAUUCAUAUUGAUGAUUGCCAUUUUGCCUUUGGUCGCCGUCGGUAUUUCAAGUUUUUUGCCACUUUAA
Messenger RNA from Drosophila bipectinata, 1527 nucleotides. RefSeq names its product putative transporter SVOPL. Gene Ontology annotation, molecular function: transmembrane transporter activity. NCBI's taxonomy places the organism in Eukaryota, Metazoa, Arthropoda, Insecta, Diptera, Drosophilidae. Gene Ontology annotation, cellular component: membrane. Gene Ontology annotation, biological process: transmembrane transport. The record is from RefSeq and is a predicted model, not a curated record.